Messenger RNA from Chlamydomonas reinhardtii, 2642 nucleotides. RefSeq lists its product as uncharacterized. The transcript has 9 exons. The coding region runs from base 263 to 1195 and encodes 310 amino acids. NCBI's taxonomy places the organism in Eukaryota, Viridiplantae, Chlorophyta, Chlorophyceae, Chlamydomonadales, Chlamydomonadaceae. The record is from RefSeq and is a predicted model, not a curated record.
GUAUCGUUGAAACACUUCCACGAAUUAGCUGCAACUCACACUUGUAACUACUGCGUCACAAGACACAAGCAAACACAUUUGCCAGCAGAAGCCUUGUGAAGACAAUUCCUCAAUCCCCCACGGCACAAUUACAAAACUCACCUGCAAAGAAGCAAAUUCAAUUUUCAAUUGCCACGGCGGACUACGUCCCGGGCCCACCAUGCGGGCGCUCGGCGCAGCUAGAGUCGGCGCGUCAGCCCUUGCGAUGUCCCGUCGACCCUGCAUGUUGUGCAUAGCAUAUUCAAGCGGGCCAGGGUCAAGGUCUGAGGGUGGCCGGGGCCGGGGGCGCUCGCGGCCUAGCGGGGGCCGCGGCGGUCGGGGCGGCGGCCGUGGGGGUGGCCGCGGCGGCAGCCGCCAGGCGCCCCCUCGCCGCAGUGGCCCGCCUCCGCCUCGCCGCGUGUACGAUGACGAUGAAGAUGAUGAAGACGAUGUGUAUGAGAACGAGGGGCCUGCGGAUGCAGGCGUUGACCGGCCUACGUCGUCGUUGACCCGCGUCCUGGCGACCGGCAGGAGCGGCGGCGGGCAGGAGAACCAGGACCCCUUUGAAACCAUGCACGAGCACCUCACGGCACAGACGCAAAAGGGCCUCAUCAUACGCCCGGACACGUGGGAGCGGCUGUUCGGCCACAUAUACUCCCCACGGCAGGCUGACGCGGCGCUGGCGCUGCUGCUGGCUGACGCGGCGGCACGCGAGGCGGGCGGCUGGGACUGGUCCACCAGCGGGUACGGCCAGACCGCGUACAAGCUGGCACAGGCGUGUGCGGAGUCGGGGGCUCCCGAGAUCGCAGAGGAACUGCUGGAGCGGAGGGAGGUCCUGCACCUGACGCUCAACAAGGACCUCAUCCCCACACUCAUGCGCAAGGUGGCGGCGGCAGACGGCGACAUGGACCUACAGGUGGAGGUGGUGAGCCGCAUGUACGACAAGGAGGCCGCGCUGCGCGGCGCCAACAGCGCCGACGCUGCUGCCGAGCUGAGCAAGGUGCUGCGGCGGGGAGAGGACGUGGGCGGCGUGCGGUCGCUGUACGCCCAGAUACGGCGCGAGGGCCUGCCUGUGCGCGACCGGCUGCUUGAGGACAUGCAGCGCUGGCUGGCUAAGCGGGGCGUGCAGGUGGAGAAGGCAGGUGCAGCUGGAGAAGGAGAAGAUGAGCGCCAGUAGAGGCCAGCAUUACAGAGGCGCCUGGAGACGCCCAGAGGAGCGGCUGUGGAGGAGCUGUGGCUGCAGCUACUGGGGCUAAGGACACCCUAUUGGGGCUGGGGGCGGAACAUGCGCACUUCAGGAUCUUCAGAGCCCUCACAAGGGCCGUUUCCUGGUUCUGAAGUGCCACUGCGGUCCAUGGCUAUGUGAGUAGAUAGGUGCUAUUACUGCGGUGCGGCCUGACUCAUGCGCGUGCGGGCGUGCAGUAGACUGUCAGUUGGCACAUCGGCCGAAGGGGGGGGACGGUGUUGAGAAACACCGGGCACGUCUGCAGGAUUGUGUGCGUGCGCGUGGUGCCAACGGAAUGCGACUCGCCCGGCUGCCAUGCCAGAUGUGGCGCGGACCCUGCUGCUACUGGGACGAUGGCUCGUUGUUGCUUGGAGCUAUUGCUGGUAUCGAUGCGCGCCUUUGCGGGCCAAUGCGACUGCGGCACGGCAAUGUCACUGACACGCAGGGUGACAUGCAUCCUAACUGCAUAUCCACGUGAGCCCCAUCAAGAUGCUGGGUAGGGGUAGUGGGGGUGUACGUAGAUGCUGUUUGUGAAGUCAACAGGCGGUCUAGUACGGUCCGAUCCAGGCUGGCGCUUUCUUUGACUCGUUCAAGCACCAGCAGGACUGUUACGGGAACCGCAUGCUGCUACUCUCAAGCCGCACGCAGGGGCCCUGUACGCGGGGCAACUUAAUUCACUGCUGGCAAACUGUACAUUUCGAUGCGAACCGGGUAGCGCGUCACGCGGGCUGAGUGGCGUGCUUGCUGCAGUCGUUGGUGGCGCGCUUGCGGCCAGCAGGUGUGUGCGUGUCUUGCAAAUGAGGGGGCAUGAUUUGCGCCGCCUUAUGUGCUCGCAUCAAUGUUACAGUUUGACUAUAAAAGCGGGUGGGUAGUCUGGGUAUUGAGGGUGGGUAGCCUGGGCUGGCUGGUUUAUGGAGGGUGGAUACCGUAGCCUGGGGUAGUGAGGACGGGUAGUCUGGGGUAGUGCGGGUGCGUAAAAUGUUCAUCCAUCGGAACGCCCCGGCAGUCCUUGAGGUGAGGCAGAGCUGAGUGCGCUGCUGCGCUGGUGCAAUGGCUGGUGCUGUGCUGAUGCCCUCCCGCCCCGCAGACGCCUGUCUUCCCUUCGAGGUGACAUACAUAUGGCGUAGCCGAGAUGCACCUGGCAGUGUUGCGUGUGCAAGGACAGGGCCGCUGGGUUAUCACGAGUGCGAUCUGUCGGACAGGGAGGGGGCGCACGUUGCAGGAUGGAGCGAGCUGUCCGCGUCAAUUUUGGGAGUAAGGCCGCAUACGCAUACGCCGCCACGAUCACGCCGCCAGGGUGCCCAUCCAUUUGCGCCUUGAUUGCAUCGUGCACAUCAUUGUUUCACCAACAACAGCGAUUGAGGCCUAUGUAUUUGGAAUACACCGGGCCUAAGCUUAC